AUGGCAGAAGCAGACCUGAAAGCAACCGUUGAAGCUCUCCAGAAACAAGUCCAGAUUCUAACCGCUGAGUCCGAAGUACGAAAACUACACCACAAGUAUGGGUACUAUCUCGAUAAGUGUCUUUACCAAGAGGUCGUCGACCUCUUCGCCGACCACCCCGACACAUCAGUGCAGUUCCUCGGCGGACGCUUCCUAGGCAAGGCCGGCGCGCGCAGACUGUACAUCGGGCGGUUCAUGAACAACUUCACAGGGCGCAACGGCCCGCUGCACGGGUUCCUGCUCGACCACCUGCUGGCGCAGGACAUUGUCGACAUCGACACCAGCUGGGAGACGCCGAUUGCCAGGAUGAGGCUGCGCACGCUGAUGAGUGCGGGUACGCACGAGAGUUUGGGAGAGGAGGGGGUUAUGGGUGGUCAGCGACAGUGGUGGGAGGGGGGUGUCUACGAAAAUGACUACAUCCUCGAAAACGGCGUCUGGAAGAUCUUCCACCUCCGGUACUUCCCCUUCUGGCACGCAGACUUUGACAAGGGCUGGCAGAAAACGCGCCCCAACUACGUACCUUUCUUCAGCAAGACGUAUCCGGAGGAUCCUGCGGGGCCGGAUGAGCUGACGGAGAAUAAUAUGAUGUGGCCGGAUACGAGGGUAAAUAAAUAUCAUGCAAGAUCUUUUUUUUUUGGGUCGUUGUCUGAUUUGUUUUUGUUCUGCCAGGUCGUUCCAUUUCACUACCCCCAUCCUGUCACAGGAGCAUGGGUCAAUCCGCUCGAUCUUCGCGCUCCGAAGAAAGGCGAGGAGGCUGAAAAGGCUACGAAGGAGAUUGAUAUUAUCUGA
Messenger RNA from Rasamsonia emersonii CBS 393.64, 828 nucleotides. RefSeq lists its product as uncharacterized. The record is from RefSeq and is a predicted model, not a curated record. Lineage: Eukaryota; Fungi; Ascomycota; Eurotiomycetes; Eurotiales; Trichocomaceae. The transcript is spliced from 4 exons. Bases 1 to 828 code for a protein of 275 amino acids.